Chanos chanos (milkfish) is the source of this 1413-nucleotide messenger RNA. RefSeq names its product ankyrin repeat domain 10b (gene ankrd10b). NCBI's taxonomy places the organism in Eukaryota, Metazoa, Chordata, Actinopteri, Gonorynchiformes, Chanidae. The record is from RefSeq and is a predicted model, not a curated record. The transcript has 6 exons. Gene Ontology annotation, molecular function: protein binding. Bases 141 to 1247 code for a protein of 368 amino acids.
UGUGCAUCUCGUCUGCACGGGGAGGCGUGCGCUGUGUCCGUGACGGUUCUUUGUCAAAUAACGUCUUUUGAAAGGCUAUACAGAAAUAUAGCUUGUCUUUUUUUUUUACUAUACUCACAGUAAAACACAGUUUUGCACUAAUGUCGGUGGGAAUCGAAUCUGGGUUUUCAAGCGAGGAGGUGCUGAGCAUACGCUUCCCACUUCAUCGGGCUUGCAGGGAUGGAGAUAUCGGCGCCUUGUGCUCACUCCUCCAGUGCGCCACAAACAAAGCGGACCUCGCUGUUGAAGAUUCUUUCUACGGAUGGACACCUUUACAUUGGGCCGCGCAUUUCGGCAAGCUGGAAUGUAUGAUGCGUCUGGUGCAGGUUGGCUGCAGCGUGAACUCGGUGACCUCUCGUUUCGCCCAGACGCCCACUCACAUUGCUGCGUUUGGAGGUCAUCCACAGUGCCUGCUCUGGCUGCUGCAGUCCGGGGCUGACAUAAACAGACAGGACUAUGUGGGAGAGACCCCCGUCCAUAAGGCGGCCCGUGCCGGCAGCAUGGAGUGUGUUAACGCUCUCCUGAUGCACGGGGCCAAAGCUGAUUUGAGGAAUGCUAGUGGACUGACGGCGGCCGACCUAGCCCACACACAGGGCUUUCAGGAGUGUGCCCAGCUGCUCUCCAAUGCUCAAAAUCAGCAAUUAAACCAACUCAACAGUUUCCCCAUCAAUGGCUCCCUCAGCAACGGGGAUCACCAUCAGACCCAGGGGCGGAGCCUACUUAAUGGGGCACCCAAUAGAAAGAGAUCCCUUGACUGCAUGGAGCCUAGUCAUAUCAAAAAGGCCAGAACUGACGGUGCUGAGAUGCCCCUGAAGAUGAGUAGCGGUAUGAAUGGUUUUGGUGGAGAAGAUCAGAUGGAGGGUGUGCAUAUGGAGUUUGGGCCAGCACUGAGUACCACAGGAACCUUGUCCAGUGGACACUGCCAUCCUUCACAAAGCCUGAACGAAACAGGAAUCACACCAGCAUGUGAAAGCGGGAACUCCGAGAUUAGGAACGGCUGUCAUUUUGGGGAUAUGGGCGUCUCCUCGUGCUCAGGCAAUGCUAACCCAGAUAAUGGGCAUCACUGUGAGCAUCACCAUGGCGAUGGGGAGACGGCAGAAAUGACAGAGGACAUCAGUAGUCAGAUGGAACACCACACAACAGUGAGAGCAGAGCAACACUAUGACAGCACCUUUUUCAACACUGUGCAUCUCUAUCAUGGUUCUUAAAGGGAAAAGCCUUCCUCUGCCUGUCAAGCAUUAUACUCAUCAGUCAUAUUGCAUAGUUGUAUAUCUACAAAUACAUGUACCUUACAAAGGGAAGAUUACUGAUGCGAAAUAAGCCAGUACAAUGAAUUGAAUUCUCUUCAUUCUUUAAAUGCCACUUCAUCUAAGU